Messenger RNA from Thamnophis sirtalis, 964 nucleotides. Lineage: Eukaryota; Metazoa; Chordata; Lepidosauria; Squamata; Natricidae. The record is from RefSeq and is a predicted model, not a curated record.
ACUGGAGUAGAACUGCUACUAAUGGUUUAAGGAUGCAGAAUAUUAAUCAAGCUGUAUCCAAUUCUUCACAUUCUUUACAAUCCAACAGUAACUCUACUAAUUCCACAUCGAUGCUAAUGAGCAAUGAUUAUUCUGUGCAAUCAAAUGGUAAUGAAAAUAUAUCUCGGGGGAAAAAUGGUGUUUCUUUCCAUGUAAAGAAUAGUGAUGUGCAGCUUCCUGAGUUUUUAGUAAAACAGCAAGUCUUUCAUGAAAAUGAUAUAUCCCACAAAAAGUCUUGCAUUUCACUGAGAAGGACUUCCCAAAAAAAGACCCUGCAAUUUAUGGAACCAUUAUGACUUUUAAAAUAUUUCCAUUAUUUUACCAAGUAAUAUACAGGUUUAUUUUAACUGUUACACAUAAUGUGAGAAAAAGAAAGUCAUUAAUGAACAGGAGCAAAACUUCAACUAUUUCCCCUUUUAAUACAAUUGAUAGAUAUUAAAAAUAGCUUUAUGGAUGCAAAACAUGAACAACUGCUUAUUUGCUCCUUCCCUACUCCAAAAUUUGAGUUGCAAAAGUUUUUUAUAUACUUGACUGAGUUACAAAUAGCUCAAACUACAAUGCAAUAAUGCUAUGUUAAAACAGAUACAAAUAAGCUAAAGUCUGAAAAAGAUGCAAAUACUGACUUUCUGAAUAAUGUGCAUGGCAUUAUAACUUCCUUUUAUCAGGAUGUGAUCACAGACAUUAUAUUUUUAUAUAGAGAAAGCUAUCUGUCUUUUGAUUAUCCAAUAAAUUUAUAUUUAUUUCCAAUUAACUGUUAAUAUUAUUUUGUAUAAAAAUAAGCCUGUCCUUUUGAAGUUUUACUGUAAUUAUUGUACAAACAUGAAUUGCUUUAUUAUUCUUGCAUACAACCAUUUGUAGCUGUAUCUGUAAAUAACUUUAAAAUGGUGAAGUUAAAUAAACAAUCUAACUGUAAAUAUGAGUUAUG